Molecule: messenger RNA, 2711 nt
Organism: Syngnathus acus (greater pipefish)
Lineage: Eukaryota; Metazoa; Chordata; Actinopteri; Syngnathiformes; Syngnathidae
Product: cadherin-2A-like
Exons: 15
Coding region: 103-2532 (809 amino acids)
Biological process (GO): calcium-dependent cell-cell adhesion; multicellular organism development; adherens junction organization
Cellular component (GO): catenin complex; plasma membrane; adherens junction
Molecular function (GO): calcium ion binding; cadherin binding
Source: RefSeq, a predicted model, not a curated record
CUAAAAACCUGCCUGGCAUGCCACUGCACAAUUUUGUUGAAUUAAUGGCCAAUUCGCUGACGGAUUAACUUCUACAGCCUCAGCAUCAUACCUGGAUAUAUUAUGGAGACUUUUAACCUCAGUAUUUUAUUGAUGCUGUGUUUGGGAAGGAACUGUGAUACUGCAAAUAUUUCGCAGCGACAAAAGAGGAACUGGAUCAUUGAUUCCUUUACUAUUGAUGAAGGCUAUGAAGGACCUUUUCCAUAUUCCUUGGGCAAAGUAAAAGUGGAUAGAAAAUCGGUACUUUUUAGGAUACAUGGAGAGGGUGUUGAUAUGGAACCAAGAGACAUAAUAGAAAUCGAUGAAAACACUGGAGAGAUUACAGUGCAUGGCCCUGUGGACUUUGAAAGAUUCAAGUCCAUUAAGCCGAUAUUCCAGGCAAUCGACAGGAUCAACAAUUUAGUGUACACACAACUGGGAAUCCACAUUCAGAUUAUUGAUGCAAAUGACCACUCACCAGAGUUUGAACACGAAAUGUACGAGAUCACUGUAAAGGAGUCGACGUCACAAGGUACUCGAUUGAUUGCUGUUCAGGCAGAAGAUGCUGACACCGAUCAAAAUAAAAAAUUUGAUUUACGAAUACUCUCAGUCACGCCCAGACCCCAUGACCUGGAGUUCUACCUUCAGACACCUGAUGCUCAAACUGGAACCAUUUCCUUUAAAGGGUGUCUGGAUUAUGAAAAAGCAAAGAAAUACACCAUUUUGGUGGAAGCCAAAGACCAUGGAAAACCAAUCCAGCUCUCCAGCUCAUGCACCGUCAUAGUCAAUAUCGAAGAUGAAAACAAUCACCUUCCUGUCAUCACAGGACACACUGGUUCGGGAAAAGUGAAAGAAGGACUGAAAAAUGUUCUUAUUUUACGUCUUCAAGUCACUGACAAAGAUAGAAGAGGUACAGCAGCAUGGAGGGUGAAGUUUAGGCUCCACGGGGAAGCAAACAAAAGCUUCAGAAUCAUGACUGAUUCAAACACAAAUGAAGGGUUACUCUAUGUUGAAAAGCCUCUGGAUUAUGAGACGAGUUCUCUGCAGACUCUGACCAUCACAGCACACAAUGAGAUUCCAUUUUUCUCAUGUGCUGUGGUGAGACGGAGUACCACUAGUCUUUGGACAUUGAAGACUCAGAGAGGUGCCAUGACAUCUGGUCAGUCCACAUACGGUGCAAAUGUGAUAGUAGAAGAUGUCAAUGAACCGCCCAUUUUUGAUGAACCCCACAAGCAAGUUGCAAUCGGUGAGAAUAUCGCUGCGGGACAGUAUCUGGAGAAAUUCACAGCGAGAGAUCCUGAUUUCAAGAAGGCCAACUCAUUUGUAUAUAUGAAAGGGGAAGAUCCAGCUGACUGGGUUACAGUGGACCCUCUGACAGGAGCCAUCACCACAUCCAAAAUUCUAGACAGAGAAUCACUCUACGUGAAGGACAAUAUCUACAAAGCCACAGUAUGCGCUGUUGACGACGGUGUACCUCCAAUGACAGGCACUGCAACGCUCAACAUCAUUAUAAGUGAUGACAAUGAUAAUGCUCCAACCCUGGCUGAGAACCAUAUCGACAUGUGCCAAUCUGACGGUCCCGCUCAAGCCAGUAUAACAGCUUUGGACCAUGAUGAAGACCCACACGGUGGCCCAUUCCACUUUAGACUACAUGGAGAUAUUACGGGCAGGUGGAAGAUUGACCCGAAUAAAGGAUUUUCAGUACAUCUCGUGAAAGAGAACAUUGUUCCUUCCGGAUUAUAUGUGGUCCUCUUGGAAGUGUCAGACCUUCAGGGCAACGCUGCUGUUCACAACAUCUCAGUUACUGUGUGUACCUGCUUACUAAAGGGAAAGCCAAAUUGUCGCUCGGGUAAAGCUUCGAGCCCCACAGUAGGAAAAACAGUUGGGAUUAUUUCUUCUUGCUUAGUACCACUCACAGGUAUUCCAUUAACGGCAUUUCUGAGGUCUCGUAAGAAGAAAAGAGAAAAGAGAGACACCUCGGAAGGUUUGGAUAUACCAGACAGUUCUGGACAUCUAAUGCGGUCUAACGCGGAGAACCUCGGACAUGAUUGUGAAGUGCCUCUUGAACCAUUCACUGAAGAAGAACACACCAGAGAACCACUGAAAGCAAUUUCGCCAAUAGCGAGACAACAGAAUUGGGUAGGACAGAAACCAAGCAGACCCUUCUCAACCGAUUUGUCCUACUUUAUAGAUGAGAUGCUGAACUCUCUCCAAACAAAAGAGGAUCUGGUUGAUGACGUACCUCGUGUGUAUGCUGAAGAGGGAGACCUGUACAAUACCUCUGACCUUGAUGCAGUUUCUGUCCCUGAAAUUCCCUUUGAGCCAGACUGGGAUCUAGAUUUCACAAUCCCAUCCCCGACCUCACUUCAAAUGCCGGAUACAAGCACGACAUAUAACAUAACUACAUCUCAUGAAAUGCAUAACCUUCAAAACAAUACAGUGUUCCCAGUUGUAGGCAAUAUACUGAAAAUAGACAAGAACAAGAAGUAUAGGAGAAAUCCAUUAUAUCUGUAAUUUUUGACAGGAUAGGGCAGGGUUCGGCAACCCAAAAUGUUCAAAGAGCCAUAUUGGCCCAAAAAUACAAAAUAUAUACCUGUCUGGAGCCGCAAAAAUCUAAAAGACUUUUAUAAUGCAACAUAGACUGUCAAUACAUAAGUUGCAUGCCUACUAUUAAAAUAAUAAAAAAAUAAAAU